UUAGAGGUUAGUGAUAUAUAAUCUAUCCAUCAUUGAGUGGUUAAGUCAGUGUGACGGGGAUGGCGGGUCAGGAGGAAGGGAUUAUUGAAGAGAUUCUUAACUCCAACAGUUCUGCUAAUGAGGAAGAGAUAGUCCACAUAAUACAAGAUGAGGAAGAGGCUGUGGUGAGUGGCAGCGAGGAGCUCUACCAUGAGAACAAAGAGUUGGUGUUCUGGGUGCCGGCGCUUCUAAUGGUUAGCAGAGAGCAGCAGAAAAUCACAGUGACUCAAGAUGAGCUGCGUCGACGAGUGGCACCUCCGGAAUGCCUCAGCCAGACCAUGUUACUCUCUCUCCUGCGCCUGAGUAAAGAGAAAGGGAGGGAGUUGAAACAAACCCUCGCUAAGAACGGCAUCAAGAAGUUAACUUCCAAGUCUGCCGUCAUCUCCUGCUUCACAAAACUCACGGAAACUGAAGCGUCUCAACUUGCCGAGGAUUAUUUCUAUUUAGCAUCAAGAAACCUUCGACUCAAAGAAAUCAACCGAGAGAUCAUAUCUUCACGUGGCGGCUGGGACCAGUUUGAGACUCAGGCUGAUAUGACCAAGGACCUCUUACAAGACAUCAUGAAGGAAAUCGAAGCUCGUGACACUAACCUGACCUUAAUGACCCACGGCUUCUCUCCUCUCAUCAUACGCGCUGUUAUUGACAUAAUCACUGAAAUUAUCAGCUUUAGAGAAACUUGAUUUAUUUACUAUGAGAAAAAUAUUAAUUCACAUUCAACUAUAAAAGAAAAAUUAUCAAUUUAACCCAAGUUCAGUGGCAGUUCCAGGGGGAGAGGAUGGGGUUUGGGGCUCAGCCGAACCUCUCUUUUCGCAUAAGACUCUCCUGGCUAAAUUUUUGUCUGCACAUUAAAAUCUGAUCACCCCCCCACCAUAAAAUCUUGGAUCCACCCCUAGAGCUGGUUGGCUCAUAGUAGAGAAUCACUGUACCUGUUGUACAGGUGAGUCGUAGUAAGUAUGGUGCACUGAAUAUAGCGUGAAUUUAUAAAGUAGGAACAUCAGUAUAAUGAUCACACUUACAGUCACUCAAAAAGCUAUCUAUUUGGGAGUGAUUGAUAAGUUCAGAAUGAACACCGAGACUCCUGUCGUCUUGGUUGUCUCGGUAGGGUUGUCAAAAUCCUUCGGCCAUUGUCAUAUUUUCUCAACAAAAUUUUGUACAGAUAAAUUUUUCAGUGCCUGUACUAUGGUAGACAAAAGUUCCUUCCCUCAGCCAGCCACAAUAUGACUGAAUCACCUGAGGUUCGAAUAACGAAGCAACCAAUGGCACACUGUGUAGUGCAUUUGACGGGGGAUGGGGACCAGAGAGGGAGGGCUGAGGGUAGGGACUUUAGUCCAACAUAGUACAUCAGAGAUACAACUGUAUGUGAAUCACUUGUGACUAGUGUGUGUGCAGGCCAGUAUACUGUAUGUAAUAACUGAAAUGUACUAAUCUUUUUGUAACUUUUAUAUAUAAUUAGGCUGACAAAUGUUACACUAUUGUGUUUUUUCAGAACAAAAAUAAAUUAAUAUAAUAAUUUUACUUCAGGUGGACUGAAUUAAACUUUUGAAAUAAUUGUAUCUCAGGAUUUUUAAGUUUUCUUUAAGGAAAUAAUUUGUACAUUGCUGUUAAAAAAGACUUGAGCAAA
Homarus americanus (American lobster) is the source of this 1660-nucleotide messenger RNA. Its product is annotated as transcription factor AP-2-epsilon-like. NCBI's taxonomy places the organism in Eukaryota, Metazoa, Arthropoda, Malacostraca, Decapoda, Nephropidae. The transcript has 5 exons. Gene Ontology annotation, molecular function: RNA polymerase II transcription regulatory region sequence-specific DNA binding; DNA-binding transcription factor activity, RNA polymerase II-specific. Gene Ontology annotation, biological process: regulation of cell population proliferation; regulation of transcription by RNA polymerase II; anatomical structure development. The record is from RefSeq and is a predicted model, not a curated record. Bases 60 to 719 code for a protein of 219 amino acids. Gene Ontology annotation, cellular component: nucleus.